AUGGAGCUUCCAGCUGCCAAUGACAAUGUUAACCUGUCUGCAUAUAGACCUAACCUUCCAUUGUCAGUACUGAAUGGUAAAGCAUCCUCCGGGGGGUUUGUUGAGUCUGAUUAUUAUCAGAGCUACAGUGAUGGCAGCAGUGUAGCAUCCCGUGCAUCUGGUGCUCUAACUGGCUACGAAACCCUAGAUGCCCCUCCACACUAUGAUUUCUACGCCAACACCCAGGCAUGGGGUCGACGGAGGCGCUUCAGGCCGUCUCUGAUCCAGCUGCAUGGCAAUCCUGUGGACGACUCCCAACCUCCCAUGUAUGAGGAGAUGAAUGCUGGACAGACAGGAGACACGUCUGAGGAAGAUGAAGAGGAGCCGAAGGAACCACCAGCUGAACCUACCCGCUUCGGCUGGGUGCAGGGGGUGAUGAUUCGUUGCAUGCUGAACAUCUGGGGGGUGAUCUUGUACCUGAGGCUUUCCUGGAUCACAGCUCAGGCUGGUAUCGGUCUGACAUGGGUUAUCAUUUUGGUGUCGUCUAUGAUAACUGGAAUCACAGGGCUCUCGACAUCAGCCAUAGCCACCAACGGAAAAGUCAAAGGAGGUGGUACCUACUUCCUGAUAAGUCGAAGCCUUGGUCCAGAGCUGGGUGGCUCUAUUGGUCUGAUCUUUGCCUUUGCCAACGCUGUAGCUGUUGCUAUGCACACUGUGGGCUUUGCUGAGACUGUUGUAGACCUCAUGCGGGAACAUGGAGCUGUCAUGGUGGACCGAACCAAUGACAUCCGCAUCAUCGGGAUCAUCACUGUAACAUGUCUGCUGGGGCUUUCAAUGGCUGGCAUGGCUUGGGAAUCAAAGGCCCAGAUUUUGUUUUUUUUCGUCAUCAUGGUAUCAUUUGCCAGUUAUAUUGUGGGAACCAUUAUCCCUCCUUCAUUGGAGAAACAAGCCAAAGGAUUCUUUAGCUACAAAGCUGCUAUCUUUGCUACUAAUUUUGUCCCGAACUGGCGUGGCCCAGAGGGCACCUUUUUCGGCAUGUUCUCCAUUUUCUUUCCAUCUGCUACGGGCAUCCUGGCAGGAGCUAACAUCUCUGGAGAUCUGAGGAAUCCAGCAGUAGCUAUUCCUCGAGGGACGUUGAUGGCGAUAUUCUGGACUACUUUUUCCUACCUAGUCAUCGUUGCGACCGUUGGAUCAUGUGUGGUUCGGGACGCCUCCGGCUCUCUGAACGACACAUUAGCUUCUUCAACACCCAUGGAGUCCUGUGUUGGUUUAUCGUGUCAGUAUGGAUGGGACUUCUCAGAGUGCAUCAAUAAUAAAACCUGCACCUAUGGUCUAAGCAAUUACUAUCAGACACUUAGCAUGGUGUCAGCCUUCGCCCCUCUCAUUACUGCUGGUAUAUUUGGAGCAACCCUUUCUUCAGCUUUGGCAUGCCUGGUUUCUGCUCCCAAAGUUUUCCAGUGUCUGUGUAAGGAUCACCUUUACCCUCUCAUUGGCUUUUUCGGCAAAGGUUAUGGCAAAAACCAAGAACCCCUCAGAGCUUACCUGCUGACAUACAUCAUUGCCUCCUGUUUUAUUAUCAUUGCCGAGUUGAACGCCAUCGCUCCAAUCAUCUCAAACUUCUACCUCUGCUCCUACUCUCUGAUCAAUUUUAGCUGCUUCCAUGCUUCCAUCACCAAUUCACCAGGUUGGCGUCCGUCCUUCAGGUUCUACAAUAAGUGGCUGUCGCUGCUGUGUGCUGUGAUCUGUGUCGUGAUCAUGUUCCUGCUGACCUGGUGGGCGGCUCUUAUUGCAAUCGGUGUUGUCAUAUUUUUCUUGGGAUAUACGCUGUACAAAAAGCCAGAUGUGAACUGGGGCUCCUCGGUGCAAGCAAGCUCCUAUAACCUGGCACUGAAUCAAUGUGUGGGCCUGAACCUUGUGGAAGAUCAUGUCAAGAACUACAGACCCCAGUGUUUGGUGCUGACGGGUCCUCCCAGCAGUCGACCGGCUCUCUUGGAUCUCGUCAACUGUUUCACAAAGAACCUCAGUUUAAUGAUGUGUGGAAAUGUGGUCACUACGGGCUCGUCCCCAUCUGUUUUAGAGAAGGCAAGCAGCAACAGACACGUCUCCUGGUUGAACCAAAGGAAGAUUAGGUCAUUUUAUAGAGGAGUGGUGGCUUCUGACUUUCGCUGUGGAGUUAACAUGCUGCUUCAGGGGGCAGGAUUGGGUCGAAUCAAGCCAAACGUUUUGCUGAUGGGAUUCAAGAAAGACUGGCGCAGUGACUCAACUCUGGCUGCAAACAACUACAUAGAAAUCCUGCAUGAUGCCUUUGACCUGCAAUAUGGAGUGUGUGUGCUGAGGAUGAAAGAGGGGUUAGAUGUCUCCAAUCCACCUCAGUCCCACGUUAACCAAGGUUUUGAUGGGGGACCAGAAAAUAGUGACAUCACCUCUCCUGCUUCCCUGGUUCGAACAAGCACAACUUCUUCAAUCACGGUUGAACUGGAGCCACAACCCACCACCGUGUUCCAGAAAAAACAAGGGAAGAGGACCAUUGAUGUUUACUGGCUGUCUGAUGAUGGAGGUCUGACUCUGUUGCUGCCAUACCUGCUGACUCGCAGGAAGCGCUGGGCCAGGUGUAAGGUCCGAGUUUUUGUUGGGGGAGAAAUAAACAAAAAGGACGAGCAGAAGGAAGAGGUUUUAUCUCUCAUCAAGAAGUUUCGUCUCGGUUUCCAGGAUGUUGAAGUUCUUCCUGACAUCUACGAAAACCCACAACCAGUGAAUGUCCAGCAUUUCGAGAGCAUGAUCGGUCGUUUUAGGCUUGACCCGAACCCAAAACAGGACUCGGACUCGGACUCUGACCCUCCCAGACAGCAGGAAGCACCUUGGAUGAUCACUCCCCAAGACUUGGAGAGGAACAUGGCGAAGUCCCUUCGUCAGAUCCGUCUGAAUGAGGUGCUGCAGGAUUACUCCAGAGAUGCAGCUCUGAUUGUGAUAACGAUGCCGGUGGGUAGGAGAGGAGUGUGUCCUAAUUCUCUGUACCUGGCAUGGCUUGACAUCCUGUCCCGGGAUCUAAGACCUCCGGUUCUGAUGGUCAGAGGAAACCAGGAGAGCGUUCUCACUUUCUACUGCCAAUAAGACUUUUCCAAGAUGUUGUUUCAAUGAUAUUAUGAAACAUUGCAGUGCCUUAAAUUCCUUUAAAACACUUGAUCUUGUAAAGUAAUAAUUAAUAUCA
Molecule: messenger RNA, 3187 nt
Organism: Cyprinodon tularosa
Lineage: Eukaryota; Metazoa; Chordata; Actinopteri; Cyprinodontiformes; Cyprinodontidae
Gene: slc12a3
Product: solute carrier family 12 member 3
Exons: 26
Coding region: 1-3090 (1029 amino acids)
Biological process (GO): sodium ion homeostasis; sodium ion transmembrane transport; cell volume homeostasis
Cellular component (GO): membrane
Molecular function (GO): sodium:potassium:chloride symporter activity
Source: RefSeq, a predicted model, not a curated record